Molecule: messenger RNA, 2551 nt
Organism: Elaeis guineensis (African oil palm)
Lineage: Eukaryota; Viridiplantae; Streptophyta; Magnoliopsida; Arecales; Arecaceae
Product: pentatricopeptide repeat-containing protein At4g20740
Molecular function (GO): protein binding; mRNA binding
Source: RefSeq, a predicted model, not a curated record
CCCGUCGACUUCCGCGACUGGGACCCCCGAUUACCCCCUCCUCCGCCGCGGCCGCGCCACCCCCCUCCCUUGCCGCUACUGACCGCCGCCUAUCCCCCCCUCGCCCGCUACAUCCUCGACUCCCUCCGCCGACACCGCUGCUGGUGCCCUCCAAUAAUCUCCGAUCUCCGCAAGCUUCGCCGCGUCCCCCCCGACCUUGUAGCCGAGGUCCUCCGCGCCCGUCCCCUACUCGACCCCGCCAUUUCCACCCGCUUCUUUCACUGGGCCGGCAGCCAGAAGGGCUUCCGCCACACCUUCGCCUCCUACAACGCCCUUGCCUAUGCCCUCAACGCCGCCCGCCUCUUCCGCGUCGCCGACCAGAUCCCGGAGCUCAUGGACUCCCAGGGGAAGGCCCCCUCCGAGAAGCAGCUCGAGAUCCUCGUCCGGUUGCACGCCGACGCCGGCCGCGGCCUCCGGGUCUUCCACAUCUAUCAGAAAAUGCGAGGUAAGUUCGGCGUCAAGCCCCGAAUUUUCUUGUACAAUCGAAUUUUGGACGCACUGAUCCGCACCGGCCACCUCGACCUCGCCCUCUCUGUCUAUGACGACGUCCGGGCUGAUGGUCUCAAGGAGGAGGCAAUUACCUUCACCAUUCUCGCCAAGGGACUGUGCAGGGCCGCGAGAAUUGAUCAGCUUCUCGAGAUUUUGGACCGAAUGCGGCAGGAGCUGUGCCGGCCGGAUGUUUUUGCAUACACGGCGAUGGUAAAGGUGCUGGCUUUGGAGGGGAAUUUGGAUGGAUGCUUGAGGGUAUGGGAGGAGAUGAAAAAGGAUAGGGUAGAGGCCGAUGUGAUGGCGUAUAAGACGCUCGUUUCAGGGCUGUGCAAGGCAGGGAAGGUGGAGAAAGCUCGCGAGCUGUUUCGGGAGAUGAAGAGGAAGGGGUUCUUGAUUGACCAGGCAGUGUACGGGUCGUUGGUCGAUGGGUAUGUGACAGAGGGGAAGGUUGGGGAUGGCUGUCAGCUCUUGAAGGAGAUGGUGGUGGAUGGGUACCGGGCUGAUUUGGGGAUAUACAAUUCGUUGAUUGAGGGUUUGUGUGGCAUUGGGAGGGUGGAUAAGGCUUAUAAGCUCUUUAGAAUGGCAGUUCAGGAGGGGCUCGUCCCAGGCUUUGAGAGUGUGACUCCAUUACUGGCUUCUUAUGCUGACGGUAAUGAGAUGGAUCAGUAUUUUCAACUGGUUGAUCAGUUGGGCAAAUUAGGUUUCCCAGUUAUGGAUCAUCUCUCUAACUUUUUCACAUUCUUUGUAGAGAAGGGAGGAAGGGAAUUCAAAGGUUUGGAGGUGUUUGAAGCUUUGAAAGGAAAAGGGUUUUGCAGUGUUGAAAUUUACAAUAUUCUUAUUGCAUGCCUUCACAAGAUUAAGGAGAGAAAGAGGGCGUUAUCAUUGUUUGAGGAAAUGAAGAAUUCAAGAGACUUUAGUCCAGAUUCUUGUACAUAUAGUCAUAUAAUUCCUUGUUUAGUAGAGGAAGGAGAUGUUAGAGAGGCAUGCUCCUGUUUUAAUUCGAUGAAGGAGAUGUCGUGGAUGCCUAGUGUUGCAGCUUAUUGCUCACUCGUGGAAGGGCUCUGUAGGAUUGGGGAAAUCAAUGCUGCCCUUACACUUGUUAAGGAUUGUCUGGGAAAUGUGACAAGUGGGCCUAUGGAGUUCAAGUACACUCUGACUGUUCUUAACACGUGCAGAUCGAAGAAUCCUGAGAAAGUGAUAGAAAUUUUGGAUGAGAUGAUGGAAGAAGGUUAUCCUCUGGAAGAUAUCGUAUAUUGUGCUAUCAUCCAUGGUUUCUGCAAGUACGCAAGUUCAGGAGAAGCAAGGAAGGUGUUUGCAGUUAUGAGAGAUCGCAAGAUUCUUUCGGAGGCUAAUUUUAUUGUUUAUGAGGAGUUACUUAAUGAGCAUUUGAAGAAGAUCACUGCUGGCUUGGUGAUCUCUGGUUUGAAGUUUUUCGGUCUCGAGUCAAAAUUGAAGCUAACAAGCAAUGAGGAUUGACCAUGUUGAAGAAAUUGCCAGGAUUUGACGUCUCGAGAUUCAGUCCAUAAUAAGCCUACAGCGAGAUCGAGGACGACGAACGGAGUUCAACGAGCCCAAGAACAGCCCAAGCGGGCGCACGUGUGAGCGCGGCCAGGCCCAAGCGGGUGCGCGCAGGCGUGGCCCACGUAGAGUUCUCAUGCGGUCCACGCACAGGGAUCCUUUCUCCGAUCUAUUUGGAUUUUAGGGCCCUUAAGAGGGUCUGUGGGCGAACAGAACAGAGAACACAUGCAGAGAGCAGCAGCAGCAGAGACCCUAUGGUGUGAAAUAGAGACUGUGACAGUUGGCAGAGAGCUCUAAGAAGUUCUAGAGGGUCCUUGAGUUCUGAUGAGAGGUUUGUAAGGAUAGCUUCUAGUUGAGAAUGAUUGUGUAUAAGGGUUGAAAGAGUGAGGAUCUCUUCUUAUACUUGUUCUUUUUCGUAAUAAAGCUUUGUAUGCCUCGUGGAAGUAAGCCUUGAACUGAUCCAUGUACUUAAUUUUUUUUCUUAUCUUAUAUUUAUUUUUUCUUA